CGGACGCCAUCUUUGUUUUCAACUUGAUUUGUUUUAUUUGCCGGGACUACUUUGAUAAUUUCCACCAAGUUUGCUUUUUCUGACCCCUGAGACGACGGAAGUCUGUCAUCUUUUCGGAUUUCAAGUGUCCAGUUAUAUCUUCCUCACAACUAAAGACGUGAACGUGGUCGUGUUAGCAAUCACUACAUUGCCCUAAAUUCGCCACCCAAGAAAUAUCAAUGCACGUAUAGAAAGUGAUGCGCUGGGAUAUCACAGUUUGUGUUAAUCCGCUCAGUAUUUGUGCAGAGGUAUUCAAAUGUUUUCAACUGUCAGACAAACGAUUUGAUGUAUUUGUAAACACUGUGCCGUUGCUGUGUGGGCAGGUUCGUUGAUGUUUUAUGGUUUCCAAGAGACAUCAGGUAGUUUCCCGCCCCUAGACCCUCCGUAGUGAUUUCACCAGCAAGCAGAUUACCUAUCACCUUCAUGCGCGUCUAGACGAUGAAACCUAUUCGACCUGGAAUGAACCUGCGAUAAAGGACACCAUCACAUAAUAAAUCAACUUUCGGAUUUAUAAAACAUUAAUUGAGAAAUAGUAAACAUUUUCUAACCUGUAUUUUUUUACUGAUUUUUCUCCAGUUCUUACGCGUUGGAAUGUGUAUGAUAUAAAGGACAUUUCACCAACAUUUUCUCUGUUGAUCUUUAUAUGAAUAAAUUUCGACGGAUUUCGUCCGAAUUUCGCCAAGUUUCACUGAAAAUCGAAUGAUACUUAGGGCUGAUUGCGAAGUCUGUCAACUGCCAAUCAUUUGACCAGAGCAAGGAUCAUUACCUUCACAUCAAAAGCAAUUGCAGACUUAUCUUGACUGAGCAUAGCCACUUUCAGGAUGGGAAAGGGACGUGCCACCACAUGUGCUUGUGUGUGUAAGAUAGACAAGGGCUUCCUGACACCAAACGGGAUCUUAAAGAUCAUAGAAACGGUUAUCAACAUCAUCUGCCUGAUCCUUACAGCAGAUACGAAAUACUGGAGCGCCGGUUGUAUCCAAGGCUAUUCCUUUCAAAGUAUACAGACCGCUACCGAUCUGCAGAAUUACAUUAACUCAUGUAAUUCGACAAGAGAAUUCGCCUUAGCAACAGCGGCCAUUUUCUUUGUGUUGACGCUGCUGCUCUUCCUGUUGUUUUUGUUCUGCGUCCCUGACAUGGCGGGUGGGAGGAAAGUAUGGAAUAUAAUCGACUUGGUCCAUGAUGUCAUAGCCAUGAUUUUCUACCUCGUCUCGUUCAUCUUGGCUUGCGUGUAUGCGUAUGGCGUUGGCGGUAUGAUAGCUCUUGCGAUCUUCUGCCUGCUGAACCUCAUCGCUUACAUCAUCAGUUUAGUCUUCGCCGUGAUGGACCUGAAGGGAAAGACGGUGGUCAAAGUCACCACGACAUAAGCAAACAUUCUACCUGAACUAAGGUCACGCAUCUGUAACCAAGUUUUAAGCAAUUUUCCUCAUAAACCGGUACUAUCACAAGCUCAUAACUUUGAUUGAGCUGAUUGGUUCAAUAGAGGUGUGUGACCUUAAGUUGCUGAAUAUAUUAUAGGGUAUGGAAGACAUGUACAUAUUAACUGUAAAAAACAUAGAGAUUUUCAGUGGACUUCCUUCCGGUUUGUCUCUUGUAGCGGUAUUUGAGAUGAUGCGCUGAAUCAACCUGUGUCAUCUCUGCUCUGCAGAGGCUCUAUCCAUGGCGCAUGAUGUCUCCAAGACGAACCGGAAACAUUAUAAUGUGUAAGUCUCUCACCUGAAGGCAGCACUAGUAACUGGGCAAGUGUUCCCGAUGCUUUUAUAUGUUUUAUACCGGUUUUUAUUUCGUAGAGUAGAGACACCUAUAGAGGACACUGCUUCCGUUAGAGUUGAAUCACACGCAUGAUUUAAAAUGUGUUGUCUAAAGUGAACAUUUACGUAUACCUAGUCGUACAUAUGCAGAAGUCGAAACCUCGCUAAUAUAUAUGAAUAAUAUCCCGACAUUCGUACAACCUAGGUUUUAUCCUUAUACACCCGCGAACAUACCUUAUUUGGCUUAAUAGAUUAACAAAGUAAGGAAUCAAACAUUUUGCUGUAAAGUCGUCAAGGAGCCGUCACUGGUCGCGGACAACAUUGAAAGCCAAAGCACUGACAACUGUAAAGGUCGCAACGGCACCUGAGCGAUCAACUUUCAACACCAUUCGAUCGCCGCGCCAUCUCCGGGCAAGUUGUAGAACUGGAAUGAGUUCGCAACUAUUUCAGGUUCUUUUCAGUUCUAAGCUCUACCUGGAGAUGGCGUGAUGAUCGGACCACCAGAAAAACACGCCCUACUGUAAAAUCAUGAAAUGAUCAGGGCCCGUUACGGCCGCCGGUGAUUAUGGGACAUGUUGGGGUUAAUAAUUUUGACGGCAAAGUUUUGGCAGGCACUUGUGAGUUGUUCUGAACUUCUCUAGUUACACCUCAAGAUAAAACUUCGUUGUUUAUACUUACUAAGUAGGCCAACUCAUAGUUUUUGACGUUUUCGUCAAACUGCAGGCUAAAAACUCUUGGCCAUGCAAGCACAACUACUGUUGAAUGUACUGUGGGCAAGACCAGACCAUGAAUAUUCAUACACUACAACAGGACCUGUUUACACAUAUAAAAACAAUGUAUCACUCCACAAAGAAGUCUUUAUCUUGUACACCUGUUAAAUACAUAUCAAAUUAAUUUUCAGACGAAUAUAUAAUCGAUAUUGGGUU
Lineus longissimus is the source of this 2713-nucleotide messenger RNA. RefSeq lists its product as uncharacterized. Gene Ontology annotation, cellular component: membrane. The transcript has 4 exons. Lineage: Eukaryota; Metazoa; Nemertea; Pilidiophora; Heteronemertea; Lineidae. Bases 861 to 1403 code for a protein of 180 amino acids. The record is from RefSeq and is a predicted model, not a curated record.